UUGCAGGCAAACCUUCAAUUAUUUUCAUUUCAAUUUAUAUUCACAUAAAGUGUGAAUCAAAUCAGUAAUGGAUAUGAAGUCAGUUUCGGGUCCUAUCGUCGCGACGCGUCAACCGUUGACUGCAAUGACCGCAAACAACAACAGCCCGGAGUGCGCCGCCUGUCAUAAGGCCAUUAGAGAGCGCUAUCUGUUGAAAGCGUUGGACCAGCUCUGGCACGAAGACUGUCUCAAGUGUGCCUGUUGUGACUGCCGGCUCGGCGAAGUCGGAUCCACUCUCUUCACCAAAGCUAAUCUCAUUCUCUGUAAACGCGAUUAUCUCAGGUUAUUCGGUACGACUGGUCUGUGCUCUGCCUGUAAUAAAACAAUUCCUGCAUUUGAAAUGGUAAUGAGGGUUAGAGGAGGACAUGUCUAUCAUUUGGAAUGCUUUCAAUGCAAUCAAUGUAGCCAUCGCUUCUGCAUUGGGGACCGAUUUUAUUUAUACGACAACCGAAUACUGUGUGAAUACGAUUACGAGGAGCUGAUAAUGUUUGGCGGCGGCUCUUAUAACAGCUUAGAUCGGCUGAAG
Messenger RNA from Medioppia subpectinata, 565 nucleotides. Lineage: Eukaryota; Metazoa; Arthropoda; Arachnida; Sarcoptiformes; Oppiidae. The record is from the annotation of a GenBank genome assembly.